Molecule: messenger RNA, 600 nt
Organism: Papaver somniferum (opium poppy)
Lineage: Eukaryota; Viridiplantae; Streptophyta; Magnoliopsida; Ranunculales; Papaveraceae
Exons: 2
Coding region: 1-600 (199 amino acids)
Biological process (GO): DNA integration
Molecular function (GO): nucleic acid binding
Source: RefSeq, a predicted model, not a curated record
AUGGAUCAAAGAAUCUCAACUACUGUUCAAGAAAAAUGGCUAGUGAAGUUAAUGGGCUUUGACCACAUCAUUAGAUACAAGAAGGGUUUGGACAACACUGUUGCUGAUGCUUUGUCCAGACUUCCCACUCAUUCUGCAGAUUGCAAUGCUAUGUCUCUUAGUACUCCACAAUGGGCUAAAAAUGUCAUCUCCAGUUAUGAGGCUGAUGAUAUUGUGCAACAACACAUUGCGCAUCUCCUUAUUACUCCUACACAGUCCCCAUUCUCUUAUAUCCAAGGAACUACUCUCAACCUCAGCACUGCAUACCAUCCUCAGACUGAUGGUCAAACUGAGAGAACCAAUGCCUGUGUAGAGCAGUAUCUGAGAUGCAUGACAAGCUCCAAUCCUAAACAGUGGUCUCAAUGGUUAUCUCUAGCUGAGUGGUGGUUUAACACCAAUUACCACACCAGCUUAAAAAUGUCCCCUUUUCAAGCCUUGUAUGGUUAUGAACCAUCUCAUCUCAUAUUUCCAGUUCCUACAACAACUUCAGUUGCUUCAGUGAAGUCCUACCUGAAAGACAGAAAAUGUUAUGUUACAGCUAUUGAAGGAGUACUUGACUAA